Molecule: messenger RNA, 1026 nt
Organism: Diaporthe citri
Lineage: Eukaryota; Fungi; Ascomycota; Sordariomycetes; Diaporthales; Diaporthaceae
Exons: 1
Coding region: 1-1026 (341 amino acids)
Source: RefSeq, a predicted model, not a curated record
AUGAGACACUCGAGGAUACGAAGCUACGCGCCCGCUUAUCUGUCUCCAAGCCCGUCGCCCCGGGACCUGUCGCCAGAACCAGCACCAGACGACGACCGCGGCGGUGGGCCCACCAUGUCUACGUCCCGGCCAGUCAGUCUGGCGCCCUCAACGGGCAUCCGCCUGCCCACCCUGGAAGAGAUCCUUGCUGACUCUGCACCCUAUCCAUACACCCUCGGAGCCUUCAUGGCCUACUUGUCUCAGAACCACUGCCUCGAGACGCUCGAGUUCACCAUGGAAGCCGACCGCUACAAGCUGGCCCACUCGCAGUCCCAGCACACCUUCAUGGACAGUGGCGAACAUGUCUGUGAGUUGUGGCAGAAGCUCAUCCAGGUGUACAUCCAGCCUUAUGGCUCACGGGAGGUCAACCUGCCGUCGCAUGUCCGGGACCGCUUGUUGAGCCUUUCGUGUGGACCCGCUCCGCCGGACCCGGCAGAACUGGAAGAGGCAGUCAGGAUUGUCUACGAGCUGAUGAGCGACUCGGUCCUGGUCCCUUUCCUGGAGUCUCUCUCGAACCCCGUGGGAGACAUCCACCUCGACGAGAAAUUUACGGAGUCGAGGUCAAGACACGGCAGGUCACGUACACGAACAAGGUCUUCCAAGGACACACUGUCACCCAGCGACGACCCCAGCCGGUCCCCAAAGACGUCGUUCCUGCCUCACCUGAGUAUAAGCCGCAAGAGUGACCUGAACAGCCGCUAUGUGUCAUCGUCGAGCGAGCCCGCAGAGGACCUGACGGACGACAGCGGGACCAACUCACCUCCCGCCUGCGACCCCAUGACUCCGCCGACGACGCCGCCCACAACAGACUGGGCCUUCAGUGGUACUUCUCCCGGGACCCUUCACAAGGCCAUCAAUGCGCACAGCAACGGCUGGAAGAAGGUGGGCGCGAAGCUGGGCUUGGGGAGGAAGGGCCGGUCCGGCCACCGCGGGACGUCGAGCACGAGCGCCGCGAGACCGAACAUUGCGGCCGAUCAAAGCUUAUGA